AUGGAUAUUCAAGCUAACACCGAUUAUCAGAUCGUAAAGGCUCUCUCUCUCGCCGACGUCAGUACGGCCAUAGAAAAUCGGAGGUUUCUGGGGGAUGUGAGCGACAUGGACUUGGAACUUGUCGAACAGAUCUUACCUCACUGUUCCAAGACACAGUUGAUCCAUAUAGAGAAGUCCACAAAAAACAGAGAUCUGAGUCCCGUGACUGAUAAGCUGUGGAAGAGUUUCUAUGAGAGGGAGUUCGGAACUGAAUCGACCGAGUCGGUUUCACAGAUAAUGAAGGAGUGGAAUCUCAAGUUCAAGUGGUCGGAGCUGUACCAGGAGAAAUCAAAGAGAGUGAAAGGGGCUAAGAAGAAAGAAGAUGACGGGAAACUGAGCCGGCAAGUGAGGGUUUGCAAGAAGGUUUCACCAUUCUCAGGCAAGAAAGAAAAGUGGCUAAAGAAGAAGUUCGUAGGCGCCAUUGUGCCAACUGCCAAGCAUUCGAGCUGUGGUAAAAGAUGA
This is a messenger RNA of Fragaria vesca subsp. vesca, 501 nucleotides long. RefSeq lists its product as uncharacterized. NCBI's taxonomy places the organism in Eukaryota, Viridiplantae, Streptophyta, Magnoliopsida, Rosales, Rosaceae. The record is from RefSeq and is a predicted model, not a curated record. Gene Ontology annotation, biological process: transcription elongation by RNA polymerase II. The transcript has a single exon. Gene Ontology annotation, cellular component: nucleus; elongin complex. Bases 1 to 501 code for a protein of 166 amino acids.